This is a messenger RNA of Protopterus annectens (West African lungfish), 918 nucleotides long. Its product is annotated as deleted in malignant brain tumors 1 protein-like. The record is from RefSeq and is a predicted model, not a curated record. The transcript has 4 exons. NCBI's taxonomy places the organism in Eukaryota, Metazoa, Chordata, Ceratodontiformes, Protopteridae. The coding region runs from base 1 to 918 and encodes 305 amino acids. Gene Ontology annotation, cellular component: membrane.
AUGGUUGGGGUUGGAGAUAGCGCCACACUUGAGUUGGAGGAAUACAGUCAGUUUUCAGGCUUUGGAGAGGACACGGAGUCUGUUAAUCAUAGUCUGGCUCUACAGUCAGGAGCUUUAGGCAUGUACACGAUAGAACAUCGGGAUUUUGAUGACAGGGAUUUGGUUUGGUUUAGAGCUGACAGUGUGCAUUUGAGUGAUAUUGAUCUGGAUUUACAUAAUGUACACUUGAAAUUAUUUUUAGAUGCAUCAGAUUGGCAACUGAAACUCCACAGUGGUGGCAGUCGAUGUGAUGGAUAUGUGGAAGUGUACUAUAAUGGUACCUGGAGAAGACUGUUGGAUGAUCAAUGGAACAUCCAAGAUGCUAGCGUUGUCUGCAAUCAUCUGAAUUGUGGGGCUGCUCUGAAAGCUUUCACUUCUCCUGUGUAUGAAAACAGGAAUAGAUCAUCUUGGGCAAUACAAGUGCAAUGCCAGGGUAAUGAGUCUUCUCUGCAGAUGUGUAAUUACUCGCAAAAAAAGGAACUCGACUUUACUGGAUCUGAUGUCGGAGUGCUUUGCUCAGAUCAUCUACAGAUCAGGCUGAGGGACGGAGGAGACUAUUGUGCUGGAAGAGUGGAAGUCUACUAUAACAACUCCUGGGGGACAGUAUGCGAUGACCACUGGGACCUGCAGGAUGCAGAGGUUGUCUGCAGGCAGCUCGGCUGUGGUAGAGCUAUACGUGCAAUGGCAGCAGCUUCUUUUGGACAAGGCUCAGGCCCAGUGUGGCUGGAUGACAUGCAGUGUAAUGGGAAUGAGUCAUUUCUGUGGGAGUGUCCAGCAGUUAAUUGGGGAAAGCAAAACUGUAAGCAUAAAGAGGAUGCUGGUGUCGUAUGUUCUGCAAGGAGUCUGGAGAAUGUAUUAGAUGUUUCAUUGGCACUGUAA